UUCGAAGCUUCGUUAUUUGUGAAAUACAAGCGAAGUGAUAAGUCGAGUGCGGUUCGCUGCGAAAUUUAACCACGUGUUGUACUAAUUCAAACCACGCAUUAUCGUUAUAAAUUACUGUGAAGCAGAAGUAAUCCUCAUAGUUUGUGAAGACAAGUGUGUUUUAAGACGAUCAUGCCGGAAAAGAUGGAGACCCAAUCGGGCGAGGUGGAGACCUUUGCCUUUCAGGCGGAGAUCGCCCAACUUAUGUCAUUGAUCAUCAACACCUUUUACUCCAACAAAGAAAUCUUCCUUCGUGAGUUAAUUUCGAAUUCAUCAGAUGCCUUAGACAAAAUCCGAUACGAGUCUUUGACCGACCCGUCAAAAUUGGACAGCGGUAAGGAAUUGUACAUAAAGAUUAUUCCCAACAAGAGCGAGGGCACAUUGACCAUCAUCGACACUGGUAUUGGUAUGACCAAGGCAGAUCUAGUCAACAACCUGGGUACUAUUGCUAAAUCGGGUACAAAGGCGUUCAUGGAAGCUCUACAGGCCGGUGCUGAUAUAAGUAUGAUUGGUCAGUUCGGUGUAGGUUUCUACUCGUGUUAUUUGGUCGCUGACCGCGUGACCGUACAUUCCAAGCACAAUGAUGAUGAGCAGUACGUGUGGGAGUCUUCAGCGGGCGGUUCUUUCACAGUCCGAGCCGACACUUCGGAGCCACUUGGUCGUGGUACUAAAAUCGUUCUCCACGUUAAAGAGGACCUAGCAGAGUUCAUGGAAGAAAAUAAAAUCAAAGAGGUAGUCAAGAAACAUUCUCAAUUUAUUGGUUAUCCGAUCAAACUUGUCGUUGAAAAGGAGCGUGAGAAGGAACUGUCGGACGAUGAAGCAGAGGAGGAGAAGAAAGAGGAUGAAAACGAUGAUGAGAAACCGAAGAUUGAGGAUGUAGGUGAAGAUGGUGAAGAAGACAACAAAGACAAGAAAAAGAAGAAGAAAACUAUCAAGGAGAAGUACUCAGAGGAUGAGGAAUUAAACAAAACAAAGCCUAUCUGGACCCGCAAUGCUGAUGACAUUACACAGGAAGAGUAUGGUGAUUUCUACAAAUCCCUUACAAAUGACUGGGAAGAUCAUUUGGCUGUGAAACACUUCUCAGUAGAGGGCCAGCUUGAGUUCAGAGCACUAUUAUUUGUUCCACGACGUGCUCCAUUUGACCUGUUUGAGAACAAGAAACGCAAAAACAACAUUAAGCUGUAUGUUCGCAGAGUAUUUAUCAUGGACAACUGUGAGGACCUUAUCCCCGAGUACUUGAACUUCAUCAAGGGAGUGGUAGACAGCGAAGAUUUGCCACUUAACAUUUCCCGUGAGAUGUUACAACAGAAUAAGAUUCUAAAGGUAAUUAGAAAGAAUUUGGUUAAGAAAUGCUUAGAAUUAUUUGAAGAACUUGCUGAAGACAAAGAGAACUAUAAGAAGUACUACGAACAGUUUAGCAAGAACCUCAAGCUUGGUAUUCAUGAAGAUUCUCAGAAUAGAUCUAAAUUAGCUGACUUACUGCGCUACAAUACAUCUGCCUCAGGAGAUGAGUCAUGUUCCUUUAAGGAGUAUGUCUCAAGAAUGAAGGAGAACCAAAAACACAUCUACUAUAUCACUGGUGAAAAUAAAGACCAGGUAGCCAACUCUUCAUUUGUUGAAAGGGUCAAGAAGCGUGGAUAUGAAGUUGUCUACAUGACUGAACCUAUUGAUGAGUAUGUUGUACAACAGUUGAAGGAAUAUGAUGGCAAGUCUCUGGUAUCAGUCACCAAGGAGGGACUUGAACUGCCAGAGGAUGAGGAGGAAAAGAAGAAGCGGGAGGAAGACAAAGUCAAAUUUGAGGGCCUUUGCAAAGUAAUGAAGAACAUCUUAGACAACAAAGUAGAGAAAGUUGUAGUUUCAAACAGGCUUGUUGAAUCUCCAUGCUGUAUUGUCACUGCCCAAUAUGGAUGGUCGGCAAACAUGGAACGUAUCAUGAAGGCUCAAGCACUCAGGGAUACUUCAACUAUGGGUUAUAUGGCUGCAAAGAAACACCUUGAAAUCAAUCCAGAUCACUCUAUUGUUGAGACAUUAAGGCAGAAGGCGGAAGCUGACAAGAAUGAUAAAGCUGUUAAAGAUUUAGUCAUUUUGCUCUAUGAGACUGCAUUAUUAUCUUCUGGUUUCACACUUGAUGAGCCUCAGGUCCAUGCUUCUCGUAUCUACAGAAUGAUCAAACUGGGUCUUGGAAUUGAUGAGGACGAACCUAUACAGGCUGAGGAAGUUGCAGCUGGAGAAGUACCCCCACUAGAAGGUGAUGCUGAUGAUGCGUCACGUAUGGAGGAAGUAGAUUAAACUGUCCCGCCUAAAUAACCUGAUGGUUUUUUGUGAUUUUAUUUGUGUGCUGGUGUUGUACAGCCAAAGACUGAUUUAAGUUCAAAAUUCCAUUAUAUUAAAAAUGAGUAUUACACCAUA
Molecule: messenger RNA, 2448 nt
Organism: Leptidea sinapis
Lineage: Eukaryota; Metazoa; Arthropoda; Insecta; Lepidoptera; Pieridae
Gene: Hsp83
Product: heat shock protein 83
Exons: 1
Coding region: 172-2328 (718 amino acids)
Biological process (GO): cellular response to heat; protein stabilization; protein folding
Cellular component (GO): plasma membrane; cytosol; perinuclear region of cytoplasm
Molecular function (GO): ATP-dependent protein folding chaperone; ATP binding; ATP hydrolysis activity
Source: RefSeq, a predicted model, not a curated record